GCCCCGCCGCCGGCUGGGGCGUCCGAGCUGGAGGCGGCGGAGGCACCCCCACCCCCACCCCGCGCAGCGCCGCCCGCCGCCGCCGCUCCCUCCCCUCCUGCCCCCGGCGGAGGUCGAGGGACGGGGCGAGGGGCUCCCGCAGGAGGGCUGCUGGCCCGCUGCUGUGCUGCUGAACAGUAUGCAGUCCUUCCGGGAGCAAAGCAGUUACCACGGAAACCAGCAGAGCUACCCGCAGGAGGUACACGGCUCAUCCCGGAUAGAAGAGUUCAGCCCUCGCCAGGCCCAGAUGUUCCAGAAUUUUGGAGGUGCAGGUGGUGGCGGCAGCGGCAGCGGCAGUGGUGGUGGCCGUCGAGGGACAGCAGCAGCUGCUGCAGCAAUGGCUAGUGACACCUCUGGCCACCAAGGCUACCAGGGGUUUAGGAAAGAGGCUGGAGAUUUUUACUACAUGGCAGGCAACAAAGACCCCGUGGCAACAGGAACCCCACAGCCUCCUCAACGAAGGCCUUCUGGGCCUGUGCAGAGCUACGGCCCCCCCCAGGGGAGCAGCUUUGGCAAUCAGUACGGGAGUGAGGGCCACGUGGGCCAGUUUCCAGCCCAGCACUCUGCCCUCGGUAGUGUGUCCCACUAUCAGCAGGAUUACACGGGGCCCUUUUCCCCAGGGAGUGCUCAGUAUCAGCAGCAGGCCUCUAGCCAGCAGCAGCAGCAGCAGCAGCAGCAGCAGCAGCAAGUACAGCAGUUGAGGCAGCAGCUUUACCAGUCCCAUCAGCCUCUGCCACAGGCCACUGCUCAGCCGGCGUCCAGCUCGUCCCAUCUCCAGCCCAUGCAGCGGCCUUCCACUCUGCCAUCCUCUGCGGCUGGUUACCAGUUAAGAGUGGGUCAGUUUGGCCAACACUACCAGUCCUCUGUUUCUUCCUCCUCCUCCUCCUCCUUCCCUUCCCCACAGCGCUUCAGUCAGUCUGGACAGAGCUAUGAUGGCAGUUACAGCGUGAAUGCUGGGUCCCAGUAUGAAGGCCAUAAUGUGGGGUCUAAUGCACAGGCUUAUGGAACACAAUCAAAUUACAGCUAUCAGCCUCAAUCCAUGAAAAAUUUCGAACAGGCAAAGAUUCCACAAGGGACCCAGCAGGGGCAGCAGCAGCAGCAGCAGCAGCAGCAGCAGCACCCCGCUCAGCACGUGAUGCAGUACACCAACGCUGCCACCAAGCUGCCCCUACAGAGCCAGGUGGGGCAGUAUAACCAGCCCGAGGUUCCUGUGAGGUCCCCCAUGCAGUUCCACCAGAACUUCAGCCCCAUUUCUAACCCUUCUCCGGCUGCCUCGGUGGUCCAGUCUCCAAGCUGCAGCUCUACUCCAUCUCCUCUCAUGCAGAGUGGAGAGAAUCUCCAGUGCGGGCAAGGCAGUGUGCCCAUGGGUUCCAGAAACAGAAUUUUACAGUUAAUGCCUCAGCUCAGUCCAACCCCAUCCAUGAUGCCCAGUCCUAAUUCUCAUGCUGCAGGCCUCAAAGGGUUUGGACUGGAAGGGGCGCCAGAGAAACGACUGACAGAUCCUGGGUUGAGUAGUCUGAGUGCCCUGAGUACUCAAGUGGCCAAUCUUCCUAACACUGUCCAGCACAUGUUACUCUCAGAUGCCCUGACACCUCAGAAGAAGACUUCCAAGAGGCCCUCCUCAUCUUCUAAGAAAGCGGACAGUUGCACAAACUCUGAGGGCUCCUCACAGCCUGAAGAACAGCUGAAGUCCCCUCUGGCAGAGUCCUUGGACGGCGGCUGCUCCAGCAGCUCAGAGGAUCAAGGGGAGAGAGUGAGGCAGCUGAGUGGCCAGAGCACCAGUUCUGACACCACCUACAAGGGGGGGGCCUCGGAGAAAGCUGGCUCCUCACCCGCACAAGGUGCUCAGAACGAAGCCCCCAGACUCAGUGCCAGUCCUGUAGCCAGAGAAGAAGCCACCUCGCCAAGUGUCAAGGACACAGCCUUGUCCUCUGAGGGGAACCCAAAAGUCAAUGAAAAGACGGUUGGGGUAAUUGUCUCCCGGGAAACCAUGGCAAGUAGGGUAGAAAAGCCUGGUGGACAAGAUAAAGGCUCCCAGGAGGAUGAUCCUGCAGCCACUCAGAGGCCCCCCAGCAACGGUGCGGCCAAGGAAAGCAGUCUUGCCCCACUUCCUCAGCCGGAGCCUCCAGGAGGAGGGAGCAAAGGAAGCAAAAACGGAGAUAGCAACUCCAGCCACAAUGGAGAGGGCAAUGGCCAGGCUGGCCACACUGCAGCGGGGCCUGCGUUCACAGGCAGGACCGAGCCUAGCAAAUCCCCCGGAAGCCUGCGCUACAGUUACAAAGACAGUUUUGGGUCUGCUAUGUCGCGAAAUGUCAGCAGCUUCCCUCAGUAUCCUACAGGGCAAGAAAAGGGAGAUUUCACUGGCCAUGGGGAACGAAAGGGUAGAAACGAGAAGUUCCCCAGCCUCCUGCAGGAAGUGCUCCAAGGUUACCACCACCACCCGGACAGGAGAUACUCCAGGAGUGCUCAAGAGCACCAGGGGAUGGCUGCCGGGCUAGAAGGAACCUCAAGGCCCAAUGUCUUAGUCAGUCAAACCAAUGAAUUAGCCAGCAGGGGCCUACUGAACAAAAGCAUUGGAUCCCUGUUAGAAAACCCUCACUGGGGCCCCUGGGAGAGGAAAGCUGGCAGCACAGCUCCUGAACUGAAGCAGAUCAAUUUGGCUGACUAUCCAAUUCCCAGAAAGUUUGAACUAGAGCCUCCAUCAUCAGCCCAUGAGCCCGGAGGCUCCCUCUCUGAAAGAAGAUCCGUGAUCUGUGACAUUUCUCCACUGAGACAGAUUGUCAGGGACCCAGGGGCCCACUCCCUGGCGCACAUGGGUGCUGACACCAGAAUUGGGAGGAAUGAACGUCUGAACCCAAACUUAAGUCAGUCCGUCAUUCUUCCAGGUGGGUUGGUAUCCAUGGAAGCAAAGCUGAAAUCCCAGAGCGGGCAGAUCAAAGAGGAAGACUUUGAACAAUCCAAAUCCCAAGCUAGUUUCAACAACAAGAAGUCUGGAGACCACUGCCAUCCUAGCAGCAUCAAGCACGAGUCUUACCGUGGUAAUGCCAGUCCAGGGGCAGCAGCCCACGAUUCCCUCUCAGACUACGGUCCCCAGGACAGCAGACCCACGCCAGUGCGUCGGGUCCCCAGCAGGGUUGGUGGCCGGGAAAGUAUGAGGGGUCGGUCUCCUUCUCAGUAUCAUGACUUUGCAGAAAAGUUGAAGAUGUCUCCUGGGCGGAGCAGAGGCCCAGGGGGAGACCCUCAUCACAUGAACCCACACAUGGCUUUCUCAGAGAGGGCCAACAGGAGUUCUCUACAUGCUCCCUUUUCUCCCAAUUCAGAAAGCCUGGCCUCUGCUUAUCAUGCAAACACUCGGGCUCACGCCUAUGGGGACCCCACAGGUCUGAAUUCUCAGCUCCAUUACAAGAGGCAGAUGUACCAACAGCAACAAGAGGAGUACAAGGACUGGAGCAGCAGCUCUGCUCAGGGCGUGAUCGCUGCAGCACAGCACCGGCAGGAGGGGCCCCGGAAGAGCCCACGGCAGCAGCAGUUUCUUGACAGAGUACGGAGCCCUCUGAAAAAUGACAAGGAUGGUAUGAUGUAUGGCCCGCCGGUAGGGACUUACCAUGACUCCAGCACUCAGGAGGCCGGGCGCUGUCUCAUGCCUGGUGAUGGUCUGCCCAACAAAGGCAUGGAACUGAAGCAUGGCUCCCAGAAGUUGCAGCAAGAAUCUUGUUGGGAUCUUUCUCGGCAAACCUCUCCAGCCAAAAGCAGCGGUCCUCCAGGGAUGUCCAAUCAGAAAAGGUAUGGGCCGCCCCAUGAGACUGACGGACAUGGACUAGCUGAGUCUGCACAGUCAUCCAAACCUGGUAAUGUCAUGCUGAGGCUUCCAGGUCAAGAGGACCACUCUUCUCAAAACCCCUUAAUUAUGAGGAGGCGUGUCCGUUCCUUCAUCUCUCCCAUUCCCAGUAAGAGGCAGUCACAGGAGGUAAAGAACAGCAACACUGAUGAUAAAGGACGCCUCCUUCACCCACCGAAAGAAGGCGCUGAUAAAGCAUUCAAUUCCUAUGCCCAUCUUUCUCACAGUCAGGACAUCAAGUCUAUCCCUAAGAGAGAGUCUGCCAAGGACCUUCCAAGUCCAGAUAACAGAAAUUGCCCUGCUGUUACCCUCACCAGCCCUGCUAAGACCAAAAUACUGCCCCCACGGAAAGGACGGGGACUGAAAUUGGAAGCUAUAGUUCAGAAGAUCACAUCCCCAAACAUCAGGAGGAGUGCCUCCUCGAACAGCGCAGAGGCUGGGGGAGACACGGUGACGCUCGACGACAUCCUGUCUCUGAAGAGUGGGCCUCCCGAGGGCGGCAGCGCAGCCAUUCAAGACGCUGAGACGGAGAAGAGAAAAGGCGAGGUGGUGUCUGACCUGGUGAGCCCAGCACGCCAGGAGCUGAGUGUGGAGAAGCCUCUCUCACGGUCUUCAGAAGACUGGCGUGGCAGUGGGGACGACAAAGUGAAGACAGAGACACGUCCAGAGACAGUUGCUGCUGGAAAGGAACCCCCUGGUGCCAUGGCCUCUGUGACCUCACAGAAGCCUGGUAACCAAGGGAGACCAGAUGGUCCGCUGGGUGGGACUGCACCUUUAAUCUUCACUGACUCAAAGAAUGUACCCCCAGUGGGCAUAUUGGCCCCCGAGACAAACCCCAAGGCUGAAGAGAAAGAGAAUGAUACAGUGACGAUUUCGCCUAAACAGGAGAGUUUCCCUCCAAAGGGAUAUUUCCCAUCCGGAAAGAAGAAGGGGAGACCCAUUGGGAGCGUGAAUAAGCAGAAGAAACAGCAGCAGCCCCCGCCUCCCCCACCUCAGCCCCCGCAGAUACCAGAAGGUUCUGCAGAUGGAGAACCAAAGCCAAAAAAGCAGAGGCAGCGGAGGGAGAGAAGGAAGCCUGGGGCCCAGCCAAGGAAGCGGAAAACCAAACAAGCAGUUCCCAUCGUAGAACCUCAAGAACCUGAGAUCAAACUGAAGUACGCCACCCAGCCGCUGGAUAAAACUGACGCCAAGAACAAGUCUUUCUUCCCUUACAUCCAUGUAGUGAAUAAGUGUGAACUCGGAGCUGUGUGUACAAUCAUCAAUGCUGAAGAAGAAGAACAGACCAAAUUGGUGAGGGGUCGCAAGGGCCAGAGGUCACUGACCCCUCCCCCCAGCAGCACUGAAAGCAAGGUGCUCCCAGCUUCGUCCUUUGUGCUGCAGGGCCCUGUGGUGACAGAGUCGUCUGUUAUGGGACACCUGGUUUGCUGUCUUUGUGGCAAGUGGGCCAGUUACCGGAACAUGGGCGACCUCUUUGGGCCCUUUUAUCCGCAAGAGUACGCAGCCACUCUCCCGAAGAAUCCGCCCCCUAAGAGGGCCGCGGAAAUGCAGAGCAAAGUCAAGGUACGGCACAAAAGCGCUUCGAAUGGCUCCAAGACGGACACUGAGGAGGAGGAGGAGCAGCAACAGCAGAAGGAGCAGAGGAGCCUGGCUGCGCACCCCAGGUUUAAGCGGCGCCACCGCUCGGAAGACUGUGGCGGAGGCCCUCGGGCCCUGUCCAGGGGGCUUCCUUGUAAAAAAGCCGCUGCGGAGGGCAGCAGCGAGAAGACUGCUUUGGACUCAAAGCCCCCCGUGCCCGCCACCUCAGAAGGGGGCCCUGAGCCGGAGCUACAGAUCCCUGAACUACCUCUUGACAGCAAUGAAUUUUGGGUCCAUGAGGGUUGUAUUCUCUGGGCAAAUGGUAUCUACCUGGUCUGCGGCAGGCUCUACGGCCUGCAAGAAGCGCUGGAAAUAGCCAGAGAGAUGAAAUGUUCUCACUGCCAGGAGGCAGGCGCCACCUUGGGCUGCUACAACAAAGGCUGCUCCUUCCGAUAUCAUUACCCGUGUGCCGUUGACGCAGACUGUUUGCUGCAUGAAGAGAACUUCUCGGUGAGGUGCCCCAAGCACAAGCCUCCCCUCCCGUGCCCUCUCCCCCCCUUGCAGAACAAGACCGCGAAAGGCAGCCUCAGCACAGAGCAGUCGGAGCGGGGGUGAGGGGGGCGGUGUGCUCGCGGGAAUGGAAAGGACAGCAAGCACAGGUGAGUCGGGCGGCCGGGCCCCCGCCGUCACCCCUGCCUGGCCCCGAGGGUGUCGUGGCCUCUGCCUCCUGCUCACCCCAGGCCGCGCCGCCGGCACUGAACUGCGUGGAUGACGAACACUAGGUGGGCAAAUGGCUUUCCCUUUGUUACUUAGCUCUGCACGGAACCUGCGGGCGGCUGUGAUGGCUUCAGACCUGUCCUGCUGCCUGGGGUUGGGGUCCGGCUGCCCCUCCCUGGAGUCAGCCUUCAGGGCAGAGCGUGACCGCUUCUGGGCAGGGGGCUUCGCCAGGCGCCUCUGCUCUGCCCCCUCAAGAAAGCUUCCAGCCAGAGAGCUCCUUCCAUCGUCAGCAUUUUUGUAGAACUUAGUGUUUUCUUUUGAAAAGCACAAAAUUCUCCAGGUUUUGCUGUUUGAAGCCCCACUCCUUCUCCACCCCCAAGAUUUUAUUCAUUUGAGAGGUAGAGUUACAGAGAGAGGUCUUCUAUCCGCUCGUUCACUCCCAGAUGGCCACAACGACCAGAGCUGUGCUGAUCCAAAGCCAAGAGCCAGGAGCUUCUUCCAGGUCUCCCAUGCAGGUGCAGGGGCCCAAGCACUUGGCCACCCUCCGCUGCUUUCCCAGGCCACAGCAGAGAGCUGGGUCAGAAGAAGGGCAUCUAGGACACACAAACCUGUGCCCAUACAGGAUGCCCGUGCCACAGGCGGAGAGCCCACCAGGCCACAGCACUGGCCGCCAUGACUCCUUUUUAUAGAAGUACAGAGGGAUGGCCGGCACUGCGACUCACUAGACUGAUCCUCUGCCUGCGGUGCCGGCACACCGGGUUCUAGUCCCGGUUGGGGCGCUGGUUCUGUCCCAGUUGCUCCUCUUACAGUCCAGCUCUCUGCUGUGGCCCGGGAGUGCAGUGGAGGAUGGCCCAAGUGCUUGGGUCCUGCACCCGCAUGGGAGACCAGGAUAAGCACCUGGCUCCUGGCUUCGGGUCAGCGCAGCACACUGGCCGUAGAGGCCAUUGAGGGGUGAACCAACGGAAGGAAGACCUUUCUCUCUCUGUCUCUCUCUCUCACUGUCUAACUCUGCCUGUCAAGAAGAAGUACAGAGGGAAAGAAAAGUCCUCUCAGGUUUAGUAGACUUCAGGGUCUAAUUUAAUUUUCCUUCUAGAAAUCUCUAGAGGUUGAGCCCUGCGACCCAGAGUGGGGCUGGCUGUGCUGAGAGGGCAUCAGAGCAGACGCGAGCCUUGCUGAGCCUCUCGGAGAGAAGGAGGAGAAAAGGAAAACCCCAAUGUAGUGGGGGGCUUGCUUCUAGGGGCUGGGCUGGGUAGGGUUCUCAGAACCGCUCAGGAGGGCUCAUGUGUUCUCACAGGAGGGCUGCUGUUUGGACUCCAGGGUCUGAGCCCCCAGCCCCCCGUACCUGCCCCCUGAGGGCAGCAGCGUGUCCCCGCUGUUCCCCUUGGAAGUUUCUGCCUUUCUCUGACACACCCAACAGUGAUUUUAGGGAAAAACCAAAUUCGUCUCAGAAUAUGGCCGCUUUCCUGUUCUGAGAGGCCCGCUGUGAGAUGGGCCGAGGGGCUCCCUGGUGCCUUCAUGGUAGAGGUGUCAGUGAGCGCCUUGCUUUUUCUUUCCUUCUUCCAGGGAGUAGGGUUGGCCAAGGAGGGUCUGUGCAGAGCGGGACAUGGUUGGGAAAUCAUCGCCGUGUCCUUGGAGCGCAGGAACCAGACGAGCACGCAGACCCCUGAGGCCUCCACGGGCCUUCCCGGGCCUGCUUGCUUGCCUGAUCAGCCCUCGGGCAAGGCAGCGGCCGUGUUGCUGAUUCUGUUGGCCGCCUGUGCUCCUGGGCUGGCGAGUCGCUGCCCACGCAGGCCCUGCCUCUUCCCCUGGGCCUGAAGACCAGGGUCUGGACAGCUGUCACUGUUCGGUGCUGGCUGCUUCUGUCUCAGAAUGCCAGCCUGUGUUGGAGAAAAAGAGCAGGUGAGGGCCUGGUGAGCAGAUCUGUGGGGAUUCUGUUCCCCCUCAUUCUCGCUCUGGGGCCCUCCCAGCCCACCAGACUCCUGUGACAGCAGUGAGCCCCACCAUUGACGCCUCCCAGGGCUGAGGCACAGGGCGAUCGCAUGGCCUGCCCUUUGGAACAGGGCAGUCUCAGUCCCGUGAGGUGGGGCCGUGCACCUCGUGGAGGGAAGGACAGACGUCCCGUCAGUCUUGUCCGCAUGCAGUGCUUUCUUUGUGCACUCCCGCCAGGAGGCAGCUUUCGUGGUUUUUCAGCUCAUCGGAGUGACCUCUGCCCAGGGUGUGCCGUGGGAUUGUGCCGAAGCCCCGGUGAGCAGGGACAGAGGUGCACCUGCCCUCAGUGAGUGCCCUUCGUGUGGCCUGUGCUGGACAGAGCUGUGGUUAUCUGAAAUCCCAGCGAGACAGGGAAGGCACAGUGGGUGUGCGCUGGUGCCCCACUCCCCAGGUGUGCGCCUGGCCGGGGUCACACUGGCUCUGCCUCAGCCUCUUCUGUACAAGGGUUCUCUCGGGAAAUGACCCUGCUGGCGUGGUCUGGCUUGGGCCGAGGCCCCGGCGGUCACGUGUCCAGUCAGGUUUCUGUGGCGGGGCUGGGAGAUCAAGGCACAGAUGGGACCCUGGAGAGCGGGCCGUUCCCCAGCGUGUGAUGUACCCAGCACCGAGCCCACACUAGACCAGUGACACCAGAGACGUCCUUGGACAGCUUGGCCCAUGGGUGUCCACACCGUCCUUGUGCUGGGAUUGUCACUGUCUCCCUGGUUUCCACGUAGCUGGUGGGCAGGGCUCCAACAUCGGGGCCUCUGUACCCUGUUCCCUGUCUUGUCACGCAGGAAACUCGGUGGCCCCUGUGAUCCAAGGGGUGGGAGGCUGAUAACUCUGUCCUGGCUGCAAGGCACUGCCACUGCCCUCACAGAACAGCCCAGGAAGGAGGCCGAGCCAGGUGCAGACGGGAGUCACACACCCGCCCACCAGGAGCCAGCGCCACGUCCGGCUCUCCGUUCCGUUUCCCAGGCUGGCACCUCCUGAGGGGACUGGGACCUGUCCCCCAGCCCCUGCCCGGCCUCCUGUGGAUCUUGGCGGCUGCCCCUGAGCAGCAAGCUCUGUCCUCGCGAGACGUCCUUCAGUCCUGUCCUUACUCAGAGGUGCUCAGAGCCCUGCCCUGGGUCUGCAGGAGUCCCAGCUCCCAGCAUUCCCUGGAGCUGCUUGUGCAGGUUGUGCUUGUGCCCCGUGCCCCUUGUCUCAGUCCCGCCCUGAAUCCCUCUUUAAAUCGCCCCCUCCCGGCAUCACCCACCCUCCGUAGACCAAGCUGCAUGUGGGCAGCGACACCCAUGGUCCUCGCGCUGUCCUGGGAGGAUCUGGCCCCGUCCCUGCACUCCACAUCUCUGCAGAUGAGAUUUCCCUCUACGCCCUCCCCCUCGGGGGGAGUCCCACGUUCUGGGCCGUGAGGAGGUAGGCCUGGGCGGGUCCUGGCCGGGAGAGAUGGUGUGGAGAUGGAGAUGUCCGGCGUGGGAGGAACGUAAAAGGUGCUCAGGUCCAGGUCACAGGGUGGAAGGCAGGGCAAGCACGCGGGGUGGGGUGGGGGGGCUGGAGGCCUUGGCCCAAGAAGCGUCCCUGCAGCUGCUGAGAGAGGAGGGGAGGUCUUCAUGUCCCCAAAUGCCUGGGACAGCUGGGCCUGGGAGUCUGCAACUCCACCUGGGUCUCCCAAAUGGGUGCCGGAGACCCAGGGACCUGAGUGAUCUGCUGGAUCAAAAGUGGAGCCAGGCUCACGGGAGGCCCUCGAUGCGAGGUGUGGGUGCCGCGCGAACACGGGCCGUGCACACACCUGCCCGAGGUGCCUCUGGAGAGCGCGAGUCACCGAGCACCAGGCUGCCGGCUGACAAGCUCUCUGGGCUCCUCUCAGCCAUGUCCCGGGUACUGGGCUGUGGGAGAUCUUUGCUGACCGCUAGCCCGGCCCCCUCUGAUGAGCCGUGUGGCUCUGGCCACGAGGAUCACCUGCCUGCGCUUCGGCUUCCUCAUCUGGAGGACGGGGUCGGGGUUCUCCGUCACUCGGAAACGAAACGGGCCUGGAACCUCCGGCUCGGGUCAGGGCCGUCCUCCCGACUGAAGGAGCCAGACUUUGGUUUUUGUUUUUUAAUUUCAAAGAUUUAUUUAUUUAUUUUUAAAGACUUAUUUAUUUGAAAGGCAGAGUUACACAGAGAAGUAGAGGCAGAGAGAAGAAAGAGAGGUCCCCAUUUAGCCACAGUAGCCAGAGCUGCACUAUCAGGAGCCAGGAGCUUCCUCCGGGUCUCCCAUGCAGGUGCGGGGUCCAAGGACCUGGGCCAUCCUCCACUGCCUUCCCAGGCCACAGCAGGGAGCUGGGUGGGAAGUGGAGCAGCCGGGACUGGAACCGGCACCCAUAUGGGAUUCUGGCACUGCAGGCAGCCGCUUUACCCACUACGCCACAGCCCGGCCCUUGUUUGUUUAUUUUGAAAGUCAGAGUUAGGGAGAGAGGCAGAGACAGAGAGAUCUUAAAAGUAACUGUGGAGGGGCCAGCACCCCAGCACCCGUAUGAGGACCUGUUUGAGUCCCGGCUGCUCCACUUCCAAUCCAGCUCUCUGCUUGUUUCACCUGGGAAAGCAGCUGAAGACGCAGGCCUCCUCUGUCUCUCUGCCCUCCACCCCCCAACUCUGCCUUUCAAAUAAAUAAAUCUUCCAAAAGUACCCCUGGAGAGCACCGGGCCAGUGCAUUCAGGUCGUGGGUCCAGGUCGCCUAAUCAGCAGAACCUGGGAAAGCUGCUGUCUGUAGGGAAGGCUGACAGGUGGAUCCCCAGGGCCACCAGGGCCCAUCGGUGCACAGGGGGGCAGGGCGGGGUGAGGAGGAGGGGCAGCCGCCGCUGUGUGCUCGCUCCCCUGGCAGAGGCAUCCCCCAUCCACAGCGAGGUUCCUCCCUUCUGGUCAUUCCUGCAGGGGCGCCCGCUAGCUCAGCCCUUCUUAGCACACUUCCGAAGGGCCUGCUCACCUGGGGUGGCAUCUGAGAGGCACAAGGCCCAGAGUGUGAUGCUGUUUCUUCCCCUCUCCCUGGGCUGCAAGGCAGGGGCUCCGGCCUGAGCGGAGACCUGGCCCACAGGGGCUAGGGAGGCUGCUGGGCCCCACAGCCCCCUCAGGACGCCAGGGCUGCAUCCCCGGCCUCGCGGCUGAAAUCCCAGCUGCUCUCCUGCUUACUGGUGUCUGCCGAGCACUUAGGGGCCUCCUCUGGCAAAGCCGGGUGAGACAGCACACGCGCACGGGCCUGGCCUGUGCCUGCCUCCCUAGUGAGGUCUAUUGGAAGCAGAAAGGAUGGUGAGC
Molecule: messenger RNA, 11424 nt
Organism: Oryctolagus cuniculus (rabbit)
Lineage: Eukaryota; Metazoa; Chordata; Mammalia; Lagomorpha; Leporidae
Source: RefSeq, a predicted model, not a curated record